Mucor velutinosus is the source of this 1869-nucleotide messenger RNA. RefSeq lists its product as uncharacterized. The coding region runs from base 1 to 1869 and encodes 622 amino acids. The record is from RefSeq and is a predicted model, not a curated record. NCBI's taxonomy places the organism in Eukaryota, Fungi, Mucoromycota, Mucoromycetes, Mucorales, Mucoraceae. Gene Ontology annotation, molecular function: nucleic acid binding. The transcript has 8 exons.
AUGGAGAACCAAGAUUUCUAUACCAACAACCGCCGUUCAAGAAGCCACCAUCAGCAGCAGCAGCAGCAGCAGCAGCAACAACAAUACCAGUAUUACCAGCUGGACUCAAGAGCUGAUAGGGCUUCUUCUUGGCGAUCCUCUCAAAAAGACCCUGAUCCAGACAUUCCUAGCAAGAGAAGUUACAAUAUCAAUGAGAAGAGUUCUGUUGGUAUCGAGCGACUCAACACUAGGGGCGCUUGCCAGCGAGAUGACAGAGUCUCUUCAUGGUGCAAUGAUGUUCAAAGACAUCGCCUCAAUAGUCCAAGUUCUAGUUUUACGGUGUUCAAUGACAAUCAAUUGAAUCAAGAAUUACUAGUACAACCAGGUGUUGGAGCUCAUCUGAACCCAAGAGGCCCUCCGGGUUUACCAAUGCCUCCUUUCUUGCAAUCAACGCAUGUGCCUAGCUCUGUCAGCACUUUGCAACUGGCCAGUCCAUCCCCUGCUAAGCGUUUCACACCUGAUGAUUUGAGAUCUUCAAGUAGCAUCGUCUUGCGUCCUCUCAGUGCUGUCUCUCAUAUUGGUUUCAGUGCUUUCAAUCAACGUGCACCUGAAUCCGUCCAACAAUCUCAGUCUUUUUCGCCAUGGCCUACUAAUAUCAAUGUAUUGCAGCUUCGUGACUCAAACCAGCAGAACCUCUUUGACAGUAGCCUCAUGUUGCACAAGCACAAUGAACUGGGUAUGAAGGCCGUUGAUACAUGCAAGCCCACGCCUGCUCCUCCUCGAACCUGGUCUCAGAUAGCAGCCAAAGACUCUCAGCAAGUGACUCGCCAUACAUCCAGUACUACUAUUAUCCCUGCCAAAGCAACUGAAUCAAGAAUCUCUACGAUGCAAACAGAGCGUACUGGUUCAAAUAUCCCACUUGUGAAGGAAGAAAUGGAUAUUGAUAUGGCAGAAGCUUCUGCUAUACCAGCAAGUCAAUCACAAACCGCUCCUGUAGAUUCUCCUAUUCGUAAAUCAAGAUACAUCACUGACUCGUUGGCUUUUAUCUCGUCUGGCGUCAGUAAUGACCAGAAUAUGUCAGUUAUUCGACCUUACAUAGUACUCAAGAUCAAAAAUAUAUCAUGGAAUGUGAGUUCAUCUGAUAUUUACGACACACUGUCUCGCUACAACACCCUCAAACUCCCAGAUGCUACCAAGCUCCCUCAAUGCGUUCAUGUUUUCAUGGAUAUCAAAACUGGGAAGACCCUAAAUACUGCCUAUGUGGAAUUAGAGAUGAAUACUUCCUCGCCUAUUCAAAUCGACUUUAUUAUUGGUAACAUCAAAAUUCCCCAAGCUCAGGGCCGCCAUAUCACUGUUACUCGCAGUUCGUACGAUGAGCUCUGCAACGAUCUCUUCUCGCAAUGGAAGGGUGAAUUCACAGAUGGCAUGGCAUGUCCUCACACUGAUUCUCGAGACUCUUCAGCUACUCAGAAAUCACAAUUUUACAUUGGCCAACGAGAUUUACAACGCUUAUUGGACAUUUGUAAAUUCUUCAAGACUUUUUACAACCGUAAAUGUGCUGAAAGACCAUUCGAGUUCUUGAUCACCAUCAUCAUGAACAUUCCCUGGAAACAACCUCGCGCCGUUACAACAGCUCAACGAGAUAUCAUUUAUGAAUGUUAUAAGCUAGCAACAGAAGCACUUUAUAAUCAUAUGGACCGCCCAUACCACUCAUUCGACGAUGAACUGUUGCCUCGAAUGGUUCGCGCUGCCAUUACCUGUGAUGGAUUUACCGUCAAACAAAAGAAAGUGGUGCUUGGUAAAGCAAAAAUGGAGUGUCCCCCUGAUAUAGAGUCGUAUAUGCAAGAACCUAUUCUCCACCCUGCCGAUUUGACCAACUUAUUCCGUUAA